This is a messenger RNA of Stylonychia lemnae, 423 nucleotides long. The record is from the annotation of a GenBank genome assembly. NCBI's taxonomy places the organism in Eukaryota, Ciliophora, Spirotrichea, Sporadotrichida, Oxytrichidae.
AUGCCCUUGAAUUCGACCUUCUUACUAAUGACCCAGUUUGUUUUAAGUUCCCUGUAGCAAGAUAUUAAGAUAUUAAAGCAUCAUAUCAAGUAACUGGAAAACAAUAACGAAAGGAUAUAUAAUGAAGAAGGCAAAUCAUAUAAUCAGAUUUUCGUGUCAGCCAAGCGAGGCAACUUUGGCUAAGCAUGUUGGCAAAGAAAAGACAAUAAACACAAAAGAAUUAAUUUCUUCUUAGCGGCCAUGGACUACAAUCAAGAGGAGUAGGCUACCAUUUAAGAUCUAGGUUCCAUUCAUUUUGAUAUGAUGAAGAUUGAGGGACUGAUUCAUAAUGUCUCAAGGAAUAUUUAGUUGCAACAAGAUAUGGACAAGCAGCAUCAAGACUGUAAUUUAUAUUAACUUCCUAAUUAUAAGUAUAGUGACUGA